Magnolia sinica is the source of this 3149-nucleotide messenger RNA. Its product is annotated as 5'-3' exoribonuclease 3-like. The transcript has 24 exons. Gene Ontology annotation, cellular component: nucleus. NCBI's taxonomy places the organism in Eukaryota, Viridiplantae, Streptophyta, Magnoliopsida, Magnoliales, Magnoliaceae. Gene Ontology annotation, molecular function: RNA binding; 5'-3' RNA exonuclease activity. Gene Ontology annotation, biological process: nuclear-transcribed mRNA catabolic process. The record is from RefSeq and is a predicted model, not a curated record. Bases 116 to 2959 code for a protein of 947 amino acids.
GUGUGUUAGUUGGAUUCUAUUGCUGUAGCUUUUCCUUCUUAACAAAGGAAAUACAGAAAUCAUAGUAGUCAGGAGCAAGAACUUGAUUAGUUGGAUUCUUUCUGAGAGAGAGAGAAUGGGAGUGCCAUCAUUCUUCUGGUGGUUGAUAAAUAAGUAUCCAAAGAUAUUGAUGAAAGCAUGGGAAGAGAAAGGAGGAGAAGAUGGUGUUGUUGAUACCACUCAGCCCAAUCCAAAUGGAAUAGAAUUUGAUAACUUUUAUCUCGAGAUGAACUGCAUCAUCUAUAACUGCUACCGUCGCAAUUAUCAGUCAUCUCCUCCUAAAACAAUUGAUGAGGUUUUCAAUAGCAUUUUUGAAGAGAUAGAUCGUCUCUUUCGCAUAGUGAGACCAAGGACGCUAUUGUACAUGUCCAUUGACGGAGUAGCAACAAUAGCCAAAAUGAUGAAGCAAAGAUGUGGGAGCUUCUUAUCUGAAAAACUAGAUGAAAUGAUUAAGGAAGCUGAGGAGGAUCUUCCAAAAAUUCCGUGCGAGGUUUUGGAAUCUAUUUUUAUUGCACCAGGAACUGAAUUCAUGGAUAGAGUGUCGAAGGCGCUUAAAUGCUACAUUCGUUCGAGACUAAACAAUGACCCGGGUUGGAAAGACAUCAAGGUUUUAUUGUCUGAUGCAAAUGUUCCUGGUGAGGGAGAGCAUAAGAUUAUGUCAUUCAUACGGCUACAACGGAAUCGUGAUGGAUACAAUCCGAAUACUCGUCACUGUGUGUAUGGCUUGGACGCAGAUCUUAUAAUUUUGGCUUUAGCCACACAUGAAGUUCAUUUCUCUAUAUUGAGGGAGGAUGCAGCUGCCAGGGAGCAGGAAGCAAGCUUAAUAUUGUCCCCAGAAACAUCUCUUCCAAAGAAGAAUGUAUAUUCUAUAAGAUCAAGAGAGUGGUUUAUUAAUUUUCGUCAGUCCAAAGACAAUGCUUCGUUAGCUAAGACACCGUAUCGGUUCUUGAAUAUUUGGACAUUACGAGAAUAUUUGGAACUCGACAUGACAAUUGCUGAACCUCCCAAAGAUUUCUUGAUAAACUUCGAGCGAAUCAUAGACGAUUUCAUAUUCCUGUCAUUCUUCUUGGGAAAUGAUUUUUUGCCUGAGCUUGCUUUGUUGGGAACUCAUGAGGGCGCUAUGGAUUUGCUAAUGGCUGUUUACAAACAGGAGUUCAAAAGCAUGGGUGGAUAUCUCAUCGAUACAUGCCGAUUGCAAGAUGAGAAUGCUGCCUAUAUAAAUUUUAAAAGACUUGAACAGCUUAUCCUUGCUGUUGGUUCUUAUGAAGAUAAAAUUUUCAAGAAAAGAUCAGAGAUACAGAAGCGUAAGUUCGAUCGGAUCCUGCGUGAGAGACUUGAAGCCAUGGGUGAAGAAGAUUUGGAUAAUGUGGAAGAAGACUCAAAACACCAACCAAAUGCCCGUUCAGUGGAGUUUAAUGGUCUUUCAAGUUUCAGAUGUUCAAUAACUGAUUUUUAUAACAAUACCAAGGAAUUCAUACAAAAGUUAAAGGAAUUGCAUCAACAGAAAUCAGAUAAGGUCAAUCAUGGUUCUGAAGGUUGGAAAGCUCAAUAUUAUAAGGAGAAAUUUUCUGUAGAAAAGCCUGAUGAAAUUGAAAGCAAACGGGAAGAAAUCGUUCAAAAAUAUGUGGAAGGCCUAUGUUGGGUACUACACUGUUAUUUUGAAGGAGUGUGCUCAUGGAGCUGGUCUUACAAUCAUCAUUUUGGUCCAUUUGCUUCCGAUUUCAAGGGCCUUGAUGGAUCACAGAUAAACUUUCAGCUGGGAACUCCAUUAAAACCGUUAGCUCAGCUUAUGGCCAUCCUUUCACCAAGAUGUGCCCAUGCAGUUCCAGAAGCAUACAGGUCUCUAAUGACUUGUUCGGAAUCAAAUAUCAUAGAUUUUUACCCCACUGAUUUCGAAGUUGACACGGAUGGAGCGCGGGUUAUGUCACUGCUGAAAUUUAUUGAUGUAAAACGCCUUCUUCCAGAGAUUGAGAAACUAGAAAACAAACUAAAAGAUGAAGAAGUUCGAAGGAAUACUGUGGCACAUGAAAUGAUUUUUGUUCGGGCCAGUCAUGAUUUAGGAUUGCAAGUUUCUCCUCUUUGUUGUCGAUGUGUGCGUGAAUCAGGGCAUGAGCAGAUCGUAAACAAAAUGAUCAUUGACAGUGAGAAAAGCGGUGGCUUGAAUGGUUUUCUUAUGAGAUGCGAUGAGCAAUCAUGCAUGGAUGAUAGCAGCUCUCUUGUGAAGGGGAUGGAAUACAGUAUGAAGAAUGAUGUUCUAUGUGCACUGUUCGAGAACCCACUGUUUGAUAAUCAUAUUCCUGAGCUACCUAAAAAUGUUACAAUGCCUGAAAAGACAAUCACUGAAGCAGAUAUAAAACAAAGAACACUUUGGCAUGAAUAUAAUGGUGGUCAAUCGAGGAAAAAUAGAUUGCAAAAUCAGCAAAGGUAUGUGAUGGAAACAGUAAACAUUGGAAAACCCAGUUCAUCUGACCCAUCAUCGGAUCGAGAGACAUGGAAAGUGGCAGGGUCAGGUAGGGAUGACAGGAGAGGUAUAGGGUCUUUGGAAAAUUCGAAUUUCGGUUGGAGUUCAGAGACUUCUGGGGGAAUUGAAGAGAGAAAUGGUGGUUUUGGGCAACCUAGAAAUGCUAUGUGCACCCACAGGAGUGGAAGCCGGCAGCAGGAUACUCCACCUGACAUUGAUUUGCAUGGUCAAGUCCGAGGCAGAGGAAAUGGGUCUUUUGAAGAACAGAGUUUCAGUCAGACUUCGGUGCCCAUUAGAGGAAUUCAGGUUAGAAAUGGUGGUUUCAACGAAUCAGGAAAUGGCUCGAGGGCCGACAGGAGUGAUAACUGGAGAUCCACUUCUCAGCUUCCGGCAUCACCAACUUAUCGGGGUCGAGGAAGAGGCUGUUCUGAGCCAUCUUCUUCAAGCCGAAGAUGGUAGUUAUGACAGUUAUUUUCUAUGGGGACCUUGGAUAGGGUGUUUUGCAUUUUGUUUUGAGGGUGUGUUUGGCACCCUAUUUCAUGAAAUAUGAAAAUUUGCACUAAAUUGGAUUGAUAAAGACUGAUAAAUCACGAAAUAUAUUGAUAUUUGGUACAACCAAACACGCCCUUCGUGGCUCUGUUUUGGGUGA